UCACUAUACAGGAGUGCACACUCAUGUUACUGCAUGCAUGAUCGCCUGAAGAGAGAAUGGCUAGGUUUCUGAACCGUAAUAUGAGGACUUUUUUGGCCACACAGUUCAGGAUGUCGUCCGACCAGCUAGGAGAACUGGGUAAAGGUGCUGGGAAAGGAGGCGGCGGUGGAGGUGCGGUGAGGGAGGCAGGAGGUGCGUUUGGCAAGAAACAGGCAGCUGAGGAGGAGAUGUACUUCAAGAGAAAAGAGCAAGAACAAUUGGCUGCUCUAAGAAGACACCACCAGGAAGAAAUCGACCACCACAAAAAGGAAAUUGAGAGAUUACAACAGGAAAUCAGUCGCCAUGAGGGCAAAGUCAGAAAACUUAAACAUGAUGACUGAGACUGGUGAAUCUAGACAUUACAUUUCAUAAACAAAUGUCCCACACGUUUCAAAUGUGAUUGAAUAAUUGUAGAUGCUUUAUUUUUAUUAAGCAUUUGUGAUCUCUGCUGUCACUUAUGAAAGCAUGUUAUAAUACAGAUAUGACUGGAACACUGAAAAUAUUAUGUGUAUUAAAUCAGUACACUUUCUCCUCUUGACAAUAAACUUGAAAUGGUGUCUCAAAUAUGAAAUUGUGUUUUGGUAUGAAUAAUAUGUUUGCUGAACAAAGCCAUCAAUUCAUUUGAGCACCCAAUAUUAAUUUA
Sinocyclocheilus rhinocerous is the source of this 682-nucleotide messenger RNA. RefSeq names its product ATPase inhibitor B, mitochondrial. Gene Ontology annotation, molecular function: ATPase inhibitor activity. Gene Ontology annotation, cellular component: mitochondrion. Lineage: Eukaryota; Metazoa; Chordata; Actinopteri; Cypriniformes; Cyprinidae. The transcript is spliced from 3 exons. Gene Ontology annotation, biological process: negative regulation of ATP-dependent activity. The record is from RefSeq and is a predicted model, not a curated record. The coding region runs from base 57 to 380 and encodes 107 amino acids.